This is a messenger RNA of Melospiza georgiana, 816 nucleotides long. Its product is annotated as mas-related G-protein coupled receptor member H-like. Gene Ontology annotation, cellular component: membrane. NCBI's taxonomy places the organism in Eukaryota, Metazoa, Chordata, Aves, Passeriformes, Passerellidae. Gene Ontology annotation, biological process: G protein-coupled receptor signaling pathway. Gene Ontology annotation, molecular function: G protein-coupled receptor activity. The record is from RefSeq and is a predicted model, not a curated record.
AUGGAGGUGACCACCGUGUCCCCAUCUCCUGCCUCACCCACUGAAGGAGAUGAUCUGUGUGAGACAGAUGUCACCAGCGUGGCCAUACACAGUGUGACCCUGCUCAUCUGCCUCUGUGGGCUGGCUGGGAACGGGGCUGUCAUCGGCCUCCUCAGCCUGAAAACCAGGAACUUUCCCGUCUUUAACCUGGCUGUCAUUGACUUCCUCUUCCUCCUCUUUGCGGUACCCUCCGCGCUACUCUUCCUGGUGGAGGACGUGUCCUGCACUCAUAUCUUGCCCCUGCUGUACCUGAGUUUCCUUUUCCAGUUGUCAGUGGUCUCCCUCUACUGGGGGCUGUACUGGCUGACGCCCGGCAGCAAUAUGUGGUCUAUGUACAAGCUCUGCUGCCUCUGCUGCCACUGCGAGCUUCCCGAGCGCCUGUUGUGGGUAGUGGGAAGUGUCCAAUACUGGGCCUUCUUUGCUCUCUUCACUGUCAUUCCCACGGUGACAUUCCUGUGCCCAUCACACCAGCAGGAGCACUGCCAGGCAGCUCUCAUGUCCAUGUACACCCUCAUCCUGCUCCUCUUUGUUGCACCCGUGGCAGUUUCAAACACGAUCAUUAAGGCCAAGUGGGGCUCCCAGCAGCAGCAGCCUGAGAGGCGCGACAUCAUUAUCCUCAUCACUGUGCUCGUCAUAGUCCUCUUCAUCCUCUGCAAUUUCCUGCAGGAGCUCGGUUACACCAUUGUGUCCACCCAGGUUGUUUUCCUGCUCGCCUGCAUGCAGAGCAGCAUCAAACGCUUCAUCUACUUCUUGGUUGGGCAGUGCUGGAGGCCCUGA